Messenger RNA from Manihot esculenta (cassava), 1023 nucleotides. RefSeq names its product protein LIGHT-DEPENDENT SHORT HYPOCOTYLS 10. Lineage: Eukaryota; Viridiplantae; Streptophyta; Magnoliopsida; Malpighiales; Euphorbiaceae. Gene Ontology annotation, biological process: response to light stimulus; mRNA transcription. Gene Ontology annotation, cellular component: nucleus. The record is from RefSeq and is a predicted model, not a curated record. The coding region runs from base 136 to 687 and encodes 183 amino acids. The transcript is spliced from 2 exons.
UCUCCCCACUGCACUAUUAUACUAUUCUUCUUUUGCAUCCUCUCUCUCUCUCUCUCUCUCUAAUCCCCACUUCUUUUUCCCCAUUUCUUGCUAAAAAUACCCAAGAAUUUCUCUGAAAGAAAAGGAAAAUUAAUCAUGUCAAGUGACAGGCCUAAAGAUUCUGCUGAAGGGUCCUCACGAUCCGGUGGUGAUCAUCAUCAUCACCAGCAACAGCAGGUAAUUUCUCAGCCGGCUCCGUUGAGCCGGUACGAGUCACAGAAACGGCGAGACUGGAACACUUUUGGGCAGUACUUGAAGAACCAGAGACCUCCAGUUUCACUGUCACAGUGCAACUGCAACCAUGUCCUUGAUUUUCUUCGAUAUCUUGAUCAGUUCGGAAAAACUAAGGUUCAUCUACAUGGGUGUGUGUUUUUUGGACAACCAGACCCUCCUGCUCCUUGCACUUGCCCUCUAAGGCAAGCCUGGGGAAGUCUUGAUGCCUUAAUCGGACGGCUGCGAGCUGCUUAUGAGGAACAUGGAGGAUCAUCGGACACAAAUCCUUUUGGAAAUGGAGCUAUUCGUGUUUAUUUGCGUGAAGUGAGGGAGUGUCAAGCUAAGGCAAGAGGGAUUCCAUACAAGAAGAAAAAGAAGAAGAAGAAUCAAAUCAAGCCAAGAGAAGAUGCAAAGCCCUCGAUGCAGACAGCUUAAUAUCAACAACUCCUUUGGCUUCUGCAGAUGAAUGGGUCUCAAAAUAGGCAUCAUUUGGAUAUGAGCAGGUUAUAGAAAAGGGAAACCAUGGAAGUUUGGUCUCAUCUCCAGAUGGGUAUUGAGUUUUCCCAUGGCAGAUAUAUAUUUAUAUAUAUAUAAUCUAUCAAAAAGCAGAGUACUAGCUACUUCUGAAAUAAUCAUUUGAAGUUGGUCUGAAGGAUUUGUAGAUCAUAGGAAUAUAAUUUACUAUGCACUUGAAUUGUAAUGCCCUUAUUCCAUAUUCCUAGACUUGCUAGAAUCCUUAAAACAGCAUGCAUGCAAUAUUCUCUUCUAUAA